AACGGAGCUCAGUAGGAUUUAAACUAUUCGAGAUGAAGUUCCUGUAUUUUUUGAGUUUUCUACCAGCAUUCUUGUUCAAAUCGAUUCCCAAUGAUGAUGGAGAACUUGUUCUAAUAAGUGUGAUUUUCAGGCAUGGAGCAAGAACUACAGAAUAUUUUUACCCCACCGACCCCCACAAAGGAGAAUCCUUUUACCCCUAUGGCUACGGAAGUUUAACAAACGAAGGAAAAAUGGGGGAGUUCAAACUGGGAAAAUAUCUAAAAGAUCUUUAUGGAGAUUUUCUUGGUGAAGACUACACUGAAAGCAAAGUCUACAUAAGAUCUACAGAUUUUAGUAGAACUAGAACAAGCGCGCAACUAGUAAUGGCAGGUUUAUUUCCACCUACUGAAAGGCUGACAUGGAACCCUGAACUUCUUUGGCAGCCCAUACCUGUGGACUAUAAGCCCAUGAUUGAGGAAGAUAUUUUUCAUAGAAGAUUAAAUUGCCCCUUUAAAGAUAAAGCUUUGGAAGACUUGAAAAACUAUGAGGAAAUUCAGGAAAACUUUAUCAAACCUCAUGAAAACUUGUACAAAUUCGUGGAAAAUAUGUCUGGAUUGCCCAUGGCAGUACCCUCUGACCUACAAGGAUUCUUCUUCACUCUAAAAUGCGAAGAUGACAUGGGGUACAAACCCCCAGAAUGGACAAAAUCAUUUUACCCCGACAAAAUCGAACAAGUUGCUGGGACUGUUUUCAAUUUUCAAAAUUAUAUCCAUGAAGUUAAAGUAAUCAACGUGGGAUAUAUGUUGGAAAAAAUAUUAAACGACUUCGACAAAAAAAUUAAUGGAACCAUUGUUCCAAAGGAUAGACAGGCAUUUUUUUACUCUGGACACGAAACUACCAUUGGGUAUAUGCUUAGUGCACUGAAUAUUAGUCAAAAUGGUAUUCCCGGUUAUGGUACUGCCUUAUCUUUUGAGUUGAGGAAGAAGAAUAAUCAAUUUUUUAUUGAGUUGAGAUAUAGAGACAGUUCAGAUGCUAAAGACUCCAUAGAUCUAAUUUUACCAUAUUGUAAUGAUGCAUGCCCUUUGGAAGAUUUUAAAAAACUAACUAAACAUUUGUUACCGACCUUAACCAUAGAAGAAGCUUGUAACCAAAAUUAUAAGCAUGGAGCAAGAAGUACAAAAUAUUUUUACCCCACCGACCCUUACAAAGGAGAAUCCUUCUAUCCAUAUGGCUAUGGAAGCCUAACAAAUGAAGGAAAAAUGGGGGAGUUUAAACUGGGAAAAUUUCUGAAAAAUCUUUAUGGAGAUUUUUUUGGUGAAGACUACACUGAAGGCAAAGUCUACAUUAGAUCUACAGAUAUUGGUAGAACUAGAACAAGCGCACAACUAGUAAUGGCAGGUUUAUUUCCACCUAGUAAAAGAUUGACAUGGAACCCUGAACUUCUCUGGCAGCCCAUACCUGUUGACUAUAAGCCUUUGGUUGAGGAAGACAUUUUUCAUAGAAGAUCGAACUGUCCCUUUAGAGAUAAAGUAUUAGAAGACCUGGAAAACUAUGAGGAAAUUCAGGAAAACUAUAUUAAACCUCAUGAAAACUUGUACAAAUUCGUUGAAAAUAUGUCUGGAUUACCCAUAAAAAUACCUACUGACCUACACAAAUUCUUCUUCACUCUUAAAUGCGAGGAUGACAUGGGGUACAAACUCCCAGCAUGGACCAAAUCAUUCUACCCCGACAAAAUUAAACAAGUUGCUGGGACUGUAUCCGAUUUCGAAAAUUAUAUCCCUGGACUUAGAGUAAUCAAUGUGGGAUAUAUGUUGAAAAAAAUAUUAAACGACUUCGACAAAAAAAUCAAUGAAACCAUUGUUCCAAAGGAUAGACAAGCAUUUUUUUACUCUGGACACGAUCUUACCAUUGGAUAUAUGUUUAGCGCGCUAAAUAUUAGUCAAAAUGGUAUUCACGACUAUGGUACUGCCUUAUCUUUUGAGUUGAGGAAGAGGAAUAAUCAAUUUUUUAUUAAGUUGAGAUAUAGAGACAGUCCAGAUGCUAAAGACUUCAUAGACCUAAAUUUACCAUAUUGUGAUGAUCCAUGUCAUUUUGAAGAUUUUAAGAAACUCACUAAAUAUUUGUUGCCAACUUUAACAGCAAAAGAAGCUUGUUACCAAAAUUAUAAAUCUAUUAAAGGAAACAUGCCAAAAUAAAUAAAUGUUGUGUUUUCAAAAUAACUGAACCUUUCAUUACAAAUUUUUGUUAAUGUAAAAAUAAAACUCAAUAAAAUACCCUAAACCUGUCAGUGGCUUUUACACGCCCCUUUAAUUUAAUUUGGGGCCAUUAAUUUUCUUUGUUUUGGUAACACUAACAAUUAAUGGU
Molecule: messenger RNA, 2343 nt
Organism: Brassicogethes aeneus
Lineage: Eukaryota; Metazoa; Arthropoda; Insecta; Coleoptera; Nitidulidae
Source: the annotation of a GenBank genome assembly